AUGGCCAGUCUCACCGAUUUCGUCGAUUUUUCCUCGAAGCCUCUGCUCUGGUCCGCGGCAAGCAUUGCGUUCAACCCCAUUUUCUGGAACAUCGUCGCCCGCGCCGAGUACCGCAACCAUUUCAUGACCCGCAUCUUCGGUGGCGCAUACAAUGGCUGCUACGUCCUCGCCUUCACCAUUUUCUCCCUGGGUAUCCUGCGCGACCAUGUCUACCAACUCGCCCUCGACGACCAGCCCUUCUAUGCCCCCGUGCACCAGCCCAUCAUCGGCGCCGGUUUGUUCGCCGCUGGCUCCAUCCUCGUUCUUUCCAGCAUGUGGGCCCUCGGUGUGACUGGUACCUACCUGGGUGACUACUUCGGCAUCCUGAUGGACGCACCCGUCACCGGUUUUCCUUUCAAUGUGACCGGCUCGCCCAUGUACUGGGGCAGCACCUUGAACUUCCUGGGCGUUGCUCUGUACAAGGGCAAGGUGGCCGGUAUUCUCUUGACAGCCCAGGUGUUCGUCUUGUACUGGUUUGCGCUUAAGUGGGAGGAUCCCUUCACUGCUGAGAUCUACGCCAAGCGUGAGCGUGAACGCGCCAAGAAGAGGGGCGGCAAGAAGCAGUAA
This is a messenger RNA of Penicillium lagena, 606 nucleotides long. RefSeq names its product bifunctional phosphatidyl-N-methylethanolamine N-methyltransferase/phosphatidyl-N-dimethylethanolamine N-methyltransferase. Gene Ontology annotation, biological process: phosphatidylcholine biosynthetic process. The record is from RefSeq and is a predicted model, not a curated record. Bases 1 to 606 code for a protein of 201 amino acids. Gene Ontology annotation, molecular function: S-adenosylmethionine-dependent methyltransferase activity. Lineage: Eukaryota; Fungi; Ascomycota; Eurotiomycetes; Eurotiales; Aspergillaceae. The transcript is spliced from 5 exons.